GGUGGUGGUGGGAGUGUCAGUCUUCCUGCACUGACAGCUGAUCGGUGAGGCGCGACUGGUUCAUAACUGCAGUCUACUGUCCGCCGUCCCAGCCAAGCACUGUGGAGGAGAGGAGUGUGCAGCCAGUCACCAGGGAGGAACAGAGGAGUUAGAAGAGCCAGCCAAGUAGUGCAGCGAGAUGAGACAUUGGGUAACAGAAGGAAAGGCGGUGUAAGGUUUUCUCUGGGACCCUAACAAGUGUGGCCAUCACCUGCUGCCCUCUGCCCGGCCAGCCGCCCCACGCCUCGCCUCGCUGUCCCGCCAGAGUGUAUGAAAGGGAGCAACAUGGAUGUGGGUGAGGCGGAGUGUGAGGCGAUGAAGCGCGCCACACUGCUGGUAGAGAACAUGCUGCAGCGGCCGGAUCAGCUGCAGAAGGUGGAGCAGUACCGUCGCAGAGUGCAACGCAAGAAGGCAUCUGUGGAGGCCAUGCUAAAGACAGCCAUGCAGAGUCAGCUGGAUGGGGUGCGCACCGGACUGACUCAGCUGCAGUCUGCUCUCACUGACCUCAGGGAAAUCAAGACCUGCCUGGGUGAGGUGGAGAGCAGUCUGGUGCGAGUGCCUGAGCUCAGCAAGGACCUGAACGAGUGCCGGGCAGAGUAUGUGCGGCACUCCCAGUAUGCUGCCGCCAUGGAGAACCUGAAACACAUCUUUACUGUGCCGGAGUCUGUGAAGAAGACAGAAAAGUGGAUUGGUGAUGGACGACUGCUGUAUGCCCACCAGUGUCUGAUGGACUUAGAGAACAGUGGUGAUGAUCUUCUCUUUGAGUUGCACAAGUUGCCUCACCAGAAUCCCAAUGACACACGCAUGCUCAAGGAAUACUUUGCUGAUGUGCACAAGCUUUCCGAGAAGUUAGGCAAGCAGGUGUGGAUCAUCCUGCAGCGCACCCUCAACACCGUCAGGAAGGAACCUGCCCAGAUCGUCACGGCUCUCAGGAUUGUGGAGCGCGAGGAGAGGGCGGACCAGUUUGCUCUCCAGCGGCAGAAAGGAUCAGGCUUCCUUCCUCCCGGCCGCCCCAAGAAGUGGCAAGAGAAGACCCUGAAGGUGCUGGAAGAAGCUGUGGUGCAGCGCAUUGAAGGCAACAUGUUUGAGGACCGCACCGACAGCAAGAACUGGCUCAUCAAACAUCUCGAGGUGGUUCGUCUGCUGGUGCUGGAAGACAUGAAGGUGAUCCGCUCCCUAUGCGUGCCCUGCUUCCCGCCAAGCUAUGAUAUUGUUAAUCUGUACGUCCGAAUGUACCACAAGAGCCUGGCCAAUCAUCUGGUGAAGCUCAUUAAGGCUGGACUGGAGGACAAUGAGUACGUCACGCUGCUGUCCUGGGUGCUCAAUGUAUAUGCCGGACCAGAGCUCAUGGGCCAUCCAACUCUCAACAUAAACAUUGCCAAGCUGGGGCCACUCCUAGAGGAUGAGGUGCUGCAGGACCUUAUAUCAGAGUACCUCAAUAAUGUGAACAAUAACUAUGACUCCUGGAUGACUAAGGCGCUAGAGAUUGAGGAGAAGGAGUGGUACCGCUCAGAGCCGCCUCAGCAGGACCCAGACUCCCACUACAAGACAGAAUUGCCGCAACUUAUUCACGACAUGAUCCGCCAGAAUCUGGAGGUGGCCAACACCACCAGCCCAGAGGUGCAGGUUCAGGUGCUCAUCUGCAGCCUGGAGCAGGUGAGGCUGUUUGCUGGCAAGUUUGAAGCAACUGUCAAACGUUACAAGGACACCUACUACUCAGACCGCUCACAGAUCCAGUACUAUACAACCUACAUCAUUGCCCUGGCCAACAGCUGCCAGGGGAUUGUGGAUGUUGUGAUGAGUAUCAAGGCACAGUUCUGGAAGCCAGGCACAACCACCAACACUAACGACACAAAGAUUGCCACCAAGUUUGAUGCUGUCUUUAAUGUCUAUCAGCAUGUGAGGAACCAGAUGUGUGACCACCUGCUGGGGGAGGCCUUUGAGGACCUGCAGGACCACUUCAAUGCUCUCCUGACCCAGCGGUGGCUGCACGACACUGAGCCCAUGGACACCAUUUGCCUCACUUUCUCUGAUUACUUCAAUGACUACUCUCACCUUCAUCAAAAGAACUUUGACCACAUGGUGCAGCUUGUGCUGAACACAGUGGCGAUACGCUACACCACCGCCAUCCUGCAGAAGCGACUCACACUCAAGACACAGGAGGAUCGCAAGCUGGUGGCCGAGAGGAUAAUUUCUGAAGCUGAGAAGGUGGCCACAGUAUUUGAGCAGGUGGCUCCCGACUUGGUGAAGUUUGACUCCCCCUGUGAUGUGAUGAAGGGUCUUGCUGAGGUCAUUAAGGUCUCUGAUGUUGAAUUCAUCAGCCUGGAAGUUCACCGCUUGCUUCGCAGGUAUCCCGACAUGAGCAGCGACCACCUGACGGCACUGCUGCUGCUGCGUGGGGACCUGGGGCGUCUGGAUGUGAGGCCGCGAGUGGCCGAUAUCAUGAAGGAGAUGAGGACCCAGCGCACCGGACCUACCCAUAAGAGUAUAUUUUCUCACAUCCACGUUUCAACUAAUCUCUUCACUUAGAGGAGGGUGGAAGGCUGCCCCUCAGUAGCCGAGGCGGUCGUUGAGGGAAGUGCGGCCGUCUCCUGACUGAUGCAUGGGAGGCACCCAGGUGUCAUAGUUGGGGUCAUCUUCAUCGUACUUCCUCUUCUCUUUUUUCCUCGGCUGAGUAGGAUUCUGAGGAUGUAAAGUGUGUUUUAACUUCCUAGGUACUUUCUGGACAUGAGUCCUGUGAGACAACUCUGGCUGCAGUACUGAGGAAGCCAGCCCGCCUUGCAGUGGAGCCACACUGAUACCACAAGUGCAUCACUGUAAGCUUGUGCGGCUCAAUACAGAUCACAAUAAAGAUUUAAUAUCGCUAUGUA
Portunus trituberculatus (swimming crab) is the source of this 2909-nucleotide messenger RNA. RefSeq names its product exocyst complex component 3-like (gene Sec6). Gene Ontology annotation, molecular function: SNARE binding. The transcript is spliced from 16 exons. Gene Ontology annotation, cellular component: exocyst. Gene Ontology annotation, biological process: exocyst localization; exocytosis. The record is from RefSeq and is a predicted model, not a curated record. Lineage: Eukaryota; Metazoa; Arthropoda; Malacostraca; Decapoda; Portunidae. Bases 310 to 2568 code for a protein of 752 amino acids.